CAUCCUGAGCCUCCUUCGGAAGAACCCAAAAUGUCAACUACCUUUCCAGGACUCGUCCACGAUGCGGAGAUCCGCCAUGACGGCUCCAACAGCUACCGCUUGAUGCAGCUAGGCUGCCUGGAGUCGGUGGCCAACUCCAGCGUCGCCUACUCGUCCUCCUCGCCCCUCGCCUACUCCGCCACCGGCACGGACUUCGCCUCGCCCUACUUCUCCGCCAACCACCAGUACACCCCGCUCCACCACCAGUCCUUCCACUACGAGUUCCAGCACGGCCACCCGGCCGUCAACCCGGACGCCUACUCCCUCAACUCCCUCCACCACUCCCAGCAGUACUACCAGCAGAUCCACCAUGGCGAGCCCGCAGACUUCCUCAACCUCCACAACGCCCGGGCCCUUAAGUCCUCCUGCCUCGACGAGCAGCGCCGGGAGCUGGGCUGCCUCGACGCCUACCGACGCCACGACCUCUCCCUCAUGAGCCACGGCUCCCAGUACGGCGUCCACCCGGACCAGAGGCUCCUGCCCGGACCCAGCCUCGGCCUGGCCGCCUCCGGGCCCGACGAACUCCAGGGCUCGGUGGAAGCCCAGUGUGGGCUAGUCUUGAAUGGCCAAGGUGGGGUGAUAAGGAGAGGUGGCACAUGUGUAGUUAACCCUACGGAUCUCUUUUGCUCGGUUCCUGGGCGCUUAUCUUUACUCAGCUCCACUUCCAAAUACAAAGUGACCAUCGCAGAGGUGAAGAGACGUUUGUCACCACCAGAAUGCCUCAACGCCUCUCUUCUGGGAGGCAUUUUGAGAAGAGCAAAAUCCAAGAAUGGAGGACGUUGCUUGAGAGAAAAACUGGACAGACUGGGCCUCAAUUUGCCUGCUGGGAGGAGGAAAGCAGCAAACGUCACCCUCCUAACAUCCUUGGUAGAAGGAGAAGCUUUACAUUUGGCCAGGGAUUUUGGCUACACCUGUGAAACUGAAUUCCCAGCCAAAGCAGUUGGGGAACAUCUCGCCAGACAGCACAUGGAACAGAAGGAACAGACAGCGAGGAAAAAGAUGAUUUUAGCAACCAAGCAAAUAUGUAAAGAAUUCCAGGACCUCCUUAGCCAAGACAGAUCACCCUUGGGAUCCUCUAGACCCACUCCAAUAUUGGACCUUGACAUCCAGAGACAUUUAACACAUUUCAGUUUGAUCACUCAUGGCUUUGGAACUCCAGCUAUAUGUGCUGCCCUCAGCACUUUCCAAACUGUUCUCAGCGAAAUGCUGAACUACUUGGAAAAGCACACAACACACAAAAAUGGUGGAGCAGCAGAAUCUGGCCAAGGACAUGCCAACUCAGAGAAGGCCCCCCUGCGGAAAACUUCAGAGGCUGCUGUGAAAGAGGGCAAAACAGAAAAGACAGACUAGCUACAUCAAACAGAAUCUAUUUCCAGAGAAACAUGCUGCUGAUAUUUUUUUUAAAACAUAUAUCUAUCUAUCUAUAUAUAUCUAUAUAUCUAUAUAUCUCAUUGAGGGUGACUUAGUUCCACUGGACCAAACUGACUCAGGGGGAAAGGGUUUUCCAAACUCACCAACCCUAGCAACCUGAAGGACAGUGAUGUAGAAUAACCAUGUGAAGAAGUCACUUUUUUAAACCAUUGCUCUCUAACCUGCAUUUUGUGUGUAUGCGUGUGUGAGAGUGUGUAUGUGUGCACAUACAUUUAAUCAUCAUUGCAUAUGAUACUCUGAUGCAUUUUAUUUCUUAGAGCUUCCAGACAUGGAAGAAGCAACACUACACUAACCUUUUCCAGUUUAGUGAUUGGACAGUGUCAUCAGAAACUAAGAAAAUAUGACAUCAUGGGAUAUGCAGCUCCUGGUGAACUUGUGUCUCAUCACCCAUUCAAUGGAUGAAACCAAAAACAGUGCCUCUUUCUAUUGCCCUUGAGAGAUGAUAUGGAAGAAUGCCUGGAAUGGGAAAUAGAAGAACUUGAAGACCUUGCAAAUAAUAAACACUGUGUUACUGGAGCUGAAAACUGAGGUCUGGGAGUUUAUGGGAAAUCCACAUCAAGGUUAUGCCCAUCUUUUUCAAGGAGUAUCCUAGGAACCUUGACUUGGCUGGAUGGCACAGAUUAAAAUGCAUGAGCUUGGUGACUGAGACCAUAUCCUUCAUCUCUUUGGUCAUAAUCAAUAACAGCUUGACCAUCUCCUACCACCCUUGGUCUUGGUAUCUGAAUUCCAACUCUGAAGAAAACCAUAUAUCAUUGCAUGUUCUGUUGGGUUAAAAUAGGUGACUGGAGAAGUCUAUUGUGUUUUCUUGAUUUUAUGAUGCUUCCAUCUCUUCCCCCCACACCUUCAAGAGUUUUAGUUCAACUAACCAUGACUGGCAGCACUGUUCAGAGAUCUCCCAGAGGAAUAUAGAAGGUGAGCCAGGAUCAUUCCUAGUGGCCCUAUACACUUUGGAUGUUAUGUCUGAAAAAGUUUGACACAAGAGAUGUAUCUAAGUAGGCUUCAGUGGCACAUCAGAAAUGCAUAAUGUCUGUUACAGUAAGUAAUCAUAAGGAAUCAAGGUAUUGUCAGCAGGAUUGAUUAGGCAGCAUUAUGGUCCCCAUUUACACUCAUUCAGAGAAUGUUGGAAUAUUGUUAACAUUUUUUAAGAAUACACAUUUAUAAUGUGUAAAGCUUUGUUACAGACCAGCAUACUAUUAAAUUUAUGUACAGAACAGAAAUUUCAAUCUGUAGUCCAAAACAGACGGGCCCUUUGUGGCAUGGUGGUGGCAAUACUAGGGAUAGGGACUGCGCGGCAACUGCACAGUCCCUAACUCUAGUACGGAGUGUUGGUGUCCUGCGUUCAUGGACGCUGCCAUUGUGCAAUAAGCUCCGCGCAGCAUCUGCAUGGCACCGUGCAUUGCUUACAUUGCGAGUACGCCAUUGGCACACUUGUGACGUCCACCCUGCGGUGCAAAAAACCCCCGUUUUUUCCGGGUUCUUUUUACUCCAGAGGGAAGCCGCAUGGUUUGGUGGCUGCUGCU
Molecule: messenger RNA, 2990 nt
Organism: Sceloporus undulatus (fence lizard)
Lineage: Eukaryota; Metazoa; Chordata; Lepidosauria; Squamata; Phrynosomatidae
Gene: TFAP2D
Product: transcription factor AP-2 delta
Exons: 9
Coding region: 31-1389 (452 amino acids)
Biological process (GO): regulation of cell population proliferation; anatomical structure development; regulation of transcription by RNA polymerase II
Cellular component (GO): nucleus
Molecular function (GO): RNA polymerase II transcription regulatory region sequence-specific DNA binding; DNA-binding transcription factor activity, RNA polymerase II-specific
Source: RefSeq, a predicted model, not a curated record